GCGAUAGGGAGGAGAUACAGUGGGUACAAGGCGCAGGAGCUCAUUCAUCUCGUUCUUGAGUCCAAACACAGCACCAGAGCUGAAGUACUUUUCACUUCAACUUUUUUAUUUUACCGCCGAUUCAAUUUCCUUCACUUAACUUUUUUUCCCCCUUUUACUACUUUUGCACCUGCCCAGAGGAUAGCGGUGCAUCCGACCCGCCUCCUCAGUGCGCCGGUGCCGGGAGUUGGACUGCCGAGCAGCGCAGGAGAGCUCCCCCGCGAAUCGCGUGCAGGCAUAUGGGAGAAUUACUGCUGCUUUGUCCUUGCGCACCUGAACCUUUUGGGGAUUCAUGAAAGGCGUUUUAAAGGCCAAUUAAGACUCGCAGUCAGCUGGAAUUUAAAGAGACAAACAGGGACUCGAUUGCAUUUAUUUUUAUAACGAGGUUUGCACUUUGGGCAAGUUCGCAGGAUGGCCCCACCUGACUGCUUCAACCAGGUCGCUGUCAUCUUGUGUUUUUUAUCUCUAACAUUAGGACAUUUGGAGAGCGCAAACUCGCUCAGGAUUCAUCCCUCCGGCAAUCCAAUCGUUCUUCAUAAAGGCAAUUUGUUAAACCUCACCUGCAGAGGUCACGGUGUCUUCAGCUGGACACUCGCCAAGCGGUCGAUCUCAUCGCAGGGAGUGAAGGUGGAGAAGUGUGAUUCAAGACCUCACCGUCAGUCUCACUGCAGCAGACUGAUAGUCACACACCUGAUUGCCAGUGACACUGGGACUUACACCUGUAAAUACACCAAGGAUGGUUCAGACCAAAUCAAAUCCACCUAUGUGUAUGUAAAAGAUCCCGACCAGCCAUUUGUGGAGCCUGUUAAAUAUGAUGUUCUUGGCAUCUACAGGCAUGAGACCAGCCUUGUUGUCCCGUGUCGGACAUCCUCACCUGAUAUUGACGUAACACUGACAGGGGCGCCAAGUUUAACUGAGAAGAUUACAAAGGAAAUGGUGUGGGAUCCAAUGGUUGGGUUCAGGAUCCCCUACGGUGCCAACGAUUCAUACAACAUACUGACAUGUCAUGCCAAAGUCAACAGCCAAGUGUUCAAGUCAGAAUACCUUCCUAGUAGACUGACUGAUGUCCUUAAAAAUGUGAGGAUUACUCCAGAUAACAACCGUGUUAAAAUCUUGGCUGGAGACACCCUCAUCCUCAACUGUAGUGGGGAGACCACCUAUAAUGGAAGAAUCAACUUCACCUGGCAUUUUCCAAAGGACAAAGAAAAACGGCAUAGUAUAAUCAAGUCCCUACUCAGACCUUCUAAGAACCUUAUAAUGAGUAACACUUUAGUGUUGCCAAACAUUACCAUGGAGGAUAAGGGAAUCUAUCAUUGCAAAGCUGAGCUGAAUCCCAAAGUAAAUGAUACUGCCACGGCAAAAGUUGUUGUCUAUGAGCAUCCAUUUCUUAACAUUUCCUCUAAGAAUGGACAGCAUAGAACAGUCACUGAAGGUGUAAGGAAGAUUGUGUUUGAACCCAGGGUCAUCGCUUUGCCACCACCAGACAUGAUAGCAUGGUACAAGGAUGGGGUUCCUAUCAUGAAGAAUUCCACUUGUUACAAGAUGUCUGAUUUUAGCUUGGCCAUCACUGAUGUGCAGGAGAAGAAUUCUGGCGUGUUCACCGUAAGCCUGGGCAACAGAGCGAAGGGGCUGUACAGGAAUCUCAGCUACGUUCUGGAAGUCACAGUGAAGCCAAGUAUUUCAGAGGCGGAGCUUGCUACUGUGGACGUGCAACCUUACAUGUCGGGCAAACAGCAUCACCUAACCUGCACUGCUUAUGGCCUGCCGUUGCCAAUCAUCACUUGGCACUGGCAACCAUUUCACUCAGAACCGAAGUUUAAAAAUGAUUUGGAGCCAGUCUUUGUCAGAGUGGAUGAAAGGAAAAAUGAUUCCUACAACUGGAUUAAAAACAUAAACACGAAUUCUCAACUAGUUAAAGGAAAAAACAAGACUGUGAGUACCCUGGUGAUCGGAGAUGCACGUGUUUCAGGACGAUUUUACUGUAAGGCUGAGAACGACAUUGGCAGCGCCUACAUUACAGUGCCUUUCUAUGUUGAUGUUCAGCAACCAGCACAUUAUAAGAUGGGUCCAUCGAUCAUCAUUGAUCCCGAUGAGUAUCCCCUCGAGGAGCAGAAUGAUUUGCUUCAGUAUGACGGCAGCAAGUGGGAGUUUCCUCGUGAUCGCCUACAACUAGGCAAAACACUCGGCCAUGGAGCUUUUGGAAAAGUGGUCGAGGCUUCUGCUUUUGGGAUCGACAAGCUCUCAACCUGCAAGACUGUUGCAGUCAAAAUGCUGAAAGGAGGCGCUACGUCAAACGAGCGAAAGGCUCUGAUGUCAGAGUUAAAGAUCCUGAUCCACAUUGGCCAUCACCUCAAUGUGGUUAACCUGCUGGGAGCCUGCACGAAACCUGGCGGACCGUUGAUGAUGAUAGUGGAGUUCUGCAAAUAUGGAAAUUUGUCCAACUAUUUGAGGGGCAAGAGAGACGACUUUCUCGUCUACAAAAGCCCGGAUGGUAAGGUGGUUUCAUCAGGAUUGGGCUGCGAACUCAGCGAGCUGAUGAAGCGCCGCUUGGAGAGCGUGGCCAGCACCGGAAGCUCUGCGAGCUCUGGUUUUAUCGAAGAUAAGAGCUACUGUGACUCAGAGGAAGAGGAAGAAGGUAAAAGCCAAGCAUGUCUUGCUUCCCUUCAACCCCCGCACUCCUCUCUCCUCCCCACUUGUCCCUCCUGCUGUCCCCCUUCUUCUCCCCCUCCUCCUCUCACCUCUGCUCCACCCCUUCUGCCCAGGAAUGAAAGCUCCCUUCAGAUUGUUUUUCAGUCUGAGUCUGAUGGGACAUUUCCUCCUCCUGUUCAGCAGUACAAUCAGUGCAGCAGGAGCGACUGUCACCCCACUGAGUCUGGGGAGGCGUCUGUUUAUUUCCUCUCCGCCAUUUUUGACAAGAUCUACACAACUCAGAGUGAUGUUUGGUCCUUCGGUGUUCUCAUGUGGGAGAUCUUCUCUCUGGGUGCCUCCCCAUACCCGGGCGUCCAGAUCGAUGAAGAAUUUUGCUGCAGACUCAAAGAGGGAACCAGGAUGAGAGCGCCAGAAUAUGCUUCCUCUGAAAUAUAUCAGACCAUGCUGGACUGCUGGCAGGGGGAGCCACAGGAGAGGCCGACCUUCACUGAGCUGGUGGAAAGGCUGGGAGACUUGCUUCAGGCCAGUGUGCAACAGGAGGGUAAGCACUACAUACCCAUCAACACAGCCUUGCUGGCAAAGGUGGGAGACCAGACUGUUGCAGUAUCGUCAGAGGAGACACGGCCAACCUCCCACCGCGACUCGGGGAGCAACUGGACUAUUAAGAUCCGUCCCGCCAGCGUAAAAACCUUUGAUGAGGUUAUGAUGGAGGACGGAACAAGUGAGAACCACGAGGGUCAUUCAGACAGCGGGAUGGGCCUUUUGUCUGACAACAUGAAGACACUAAUGCGCUUUGAGUCGUUGGCAGGCCGACCUCUGAGCAUCAUGGCUCUGGCGAUGAAGGCAGCGAGUAAGAGUAAAGAGUCCAUGCUGUGUGACGCAGAGAAGGAGAAAUACCAGCCCAUCGUCCCCCCUCUGGACUUCAGUCUGGACGACUCGUCUCUAGACGCCAGCCUCGAGUGUCACAGCCCGCCGCCUGACUAUAACUCCGUGGUGCGCUACUCCACCCCUCCUGUGUAACUUCCCGUUUUGUCCCUGGAGAAUCUGAGAGUGACAACCUCAAGGCCUUUUGCUUCGCCCUCCUCUGUUUUGACUGUUAUCUCCGGACCGUUUCUCUAGCAACACUUGAGUGUGAAAUACGAAAGGACGCUCAUGAAUCAGCUUGACCGUGAUUUUUUUUUUUUCUUCCAACUUCAAGGAAGGCUGUUAACUGGUGACUUCUCUCCAGUUUGAAGGCAACAUUAAAGCUGCUGGUCCGGUCCACGUUCACUGUAAUAUGGCAAACAGCUAAAAACAGGCUCAGGUAUUUCUUUGAUCUACUGUGAAACAAACCGCAAUGAUUUCACUUUGAACAAGCUACAGUGUUUAGAGAUGAAAAAGCCUUAAAAGACAAGAAAGAGGACUCCUUAGACCUUUCAAAUUCAGACCAAAAACCUUUUUUUUAAAAAAAAAAAUAAUAUAUAUAUAGGUUAACUUUAUUGGAAAAAAUAAAAACUGUAAUUUGUGAAAUAGUUUUUGUAAUCCGGCUCCGUUGUCUCAUACGAAGGUUUGUUUUUGCUCAAAACAAAAAGCAGAGAGUGGAGCGCAUUAAUUAUGAACAGUCUCUUUUGAGGUCAUGGCUCCUGUGAUCUCAUCAAAUAUUCAGCUCAACUAACUCAGGUUGACCAAGAGUGAUAGAGAAGAAGGGUACUCUGGAUCUCUCUUGGGUUUCAGAAAAUCACAGGUUAAUGGGGGGAACAGGGUAGAGCUGAGAGUAAGAACAGACAGCUUCAGAUUUGACAGUCUGACUAUGGACUCAUUAAAGUUACUGUAUAUACAGACUCAUCCACCUCCUUUUCCAGCCAGGUAUUAAAGAAAUGAUUUUUCAUUUGAAAUUAGUCCAGCUAAAAACAAAAAAAAAGCGUAUUUUUCUUCUGUACAGACAUAGUUAGAAACAUCAUAGGAACAGUUUAUUCAAGAGACCACUAGUUAAACUAAUAGAGUAUUUAUAAACUGAAGACACUGUCACUUAGUAAUCCAGCUCUGUUGUUUAUAUACAUUCAUAUUUUAAGUUAACCAAAGAAUUUUCCAGCUCAGUCUUCCUGAUAUCACCAUGCAAUAUCCUGGUGUUGAAUUCCAGACAUUAUAUGCUGUUUGUGCUGCUGCGUUCACUGAUAAUAACGCUGAGGGAACCUGCUUCUGCAUCUUGUUGUAGUGAAGCUUGUGGUGCGGGCUAUCAAAACUCUAUGUGUGUGAGAGAGAGGUCCGCUCAGUGCGCAACAUCACCAAUGUUUAAAAGCACAUUGAGCUUAUCUUUAUGUUGCGAUACAGCAAACACGCCCCGUGGAAAUGCAGCUAGCUCAUGCCCAUUAACCACUGCAGAAACAGUGUUUGUCAGCGAGUAAACUAAAGUGAAUAUUUUGAUCAUUUCCUGAUGAUGUUUUGUUUGUGUGAGAGGAGAGGAAGUAAUUAUGCACUGAUGCUUUAUAUCAAGUAUAUGGUUUUGUAUUUUAAAGGUGUAUUAUUAGGAACAUAUGUUGACAAACACAUGUUUAAAAUUAUUUUUUUCUUUUUUUGUUUGUUUUUUGUUUAAGUAGGAAUUAACACUUCUGUUAUUUGUUGCAUUAUUUCAUGCCAGUCUAACAUCAUCAUUGCUGUUGAUUAUGGAAAUAGCUAUCUAUGUCAAGCUUCAUAUAAAUGGAUCCAUCGUUUUAGCCUCUACUUUAACAGUAUUAAUUAUCUCAAUAUCUGAUCAGUUUGGGUAAAUGAUGUAUUUUAUCUAAUGUCUUUGGAAAAAUCAUGACUAAUGCUUGCAGCAGCUCAAAGCUCCUUCCGAGCUGCUUCUGUGUUGUAGCGUAACAAGUUAUAGUGUUUUAGAAAAUUAUGUUCCCCAACACUGUUAACUGAGUGUAUGAAAUGAAUAAAUAAAGAUCUAUAUAUUUAUACAUUA
Messenger RNA from Neolamprologus brichardi, 5617 nucleotides. The record is from RefSeq and is a predicted model, not a curated record. NCBI's taxonomy places the organism in Eukaryota, Metazoa, Chordata, Actinopteri, Cichliformes, Cichlidae.